Messenger RNA from Fukomys damarensis (Damara mole-rat), 3055 nucleotides. RefSeq names its product inverted formin 2. Gene Ontology annotation, biological process: cellular component organization. Lineage: Eukaryota; Metazoa; Chordata; Mammalia; Rodentia; Bathyergidae. The record is from RefSeq and is a predicted model, not a curated record. The transcript has 18 exons. The coding region runs from base 1 to 2526 and encodes 841 amino acids. Gene Ontology annotation, molecular function: actin binding.
AUGGCUGCUGUUGAGUGGCCAAGCUCUGUGGGGGACCUGGAGGAUGCAGAUCUGCUGAUCCAGCUGGAAGCCUUCGAGGAGGCCAAGGUGGAGGAUGAGGAGGAGCUGCUACGUGUGUGUGACGGCAUCAACAUGAACAGCCACCAGGAAGUCUUUGCCUCUCUCUUCCACAAGGUGAGCUGCUCCCCAGCAUCGGCCCAGUUGCUGUCUGUGCUGCAGGGCCUCCUGCACCUGGAGCCCUCAGGCCGCUCUGGCCAGUUGCUCUGGGAGGCUCUGGAGAGCCUGGUGAACCGGGCCGUGCUCCUGUCCAGUGAUGGGUGUCCACUGCCUCCCCCUCCCCCACCCACUGGUGUGGGCUGGGGGCCCGGUAUCUCUGGGCUCCCCCUGGCGGCUGGUGUUGAGGAGAUCAUUGUGGCCCAGGUGGACCACGGCCUGGGCUCCACGUGGGUCCCCAGCCACCGCUGUGUGAACCCCCCAACCCUGCGCAUGAAGAAACUCAACUGGCAGAAGCUGCCGUCCAACGUGGCCCAAGAGCGCAACUCCAUGUGGGCCACACUGAGCGGGCUGGGCACCCAGCAGGUGGACCUUGACUUCUCCAGCAUCGAGAGGCUCUUCUCCUUCCCCACCACCAAGCCCAGGGAGCCCACAGCCACCCCUGCCAGGAAGGAGCCCAAGGAGGUCACUUUUCUGGAUGCCAAGAAGAGCUUGAACCUCAACAUCUUCCUGAAGCAGUUCAAAUGCUCCAACGAGGAGGUCACUGCUAUGAUCCGGGCCGGGGACACGGCCAAGUUCGAUGUGGAGGUUCUCAAACAGCUUCUGAAGCUCCUUCCAGAGAAGCACGAGAUUGAGAACCUUCGGGCGUUCACAGAAGAGCGAGCCAAGCUGGCCAACGCCGACCAGUUCUAUGUCCUCCUGCUGGACAUCCCCUGCUACCAGCUGCGGAUUGAGUGCAUGCUGCUCUGUGAGGGCACGGCUGUCGUGCUGGACAUGGUGCGGCCCAAGGCCCAGCUGGUACUCAGCGCCUGUGAGGGCCUGCUUACCAGCCACCGGCUGCCCGUCUUCUGCCAGCUGAUCCUGAAGAUUGGGAACUUUCUCAACUAUGGCAGCCACACGGGGAAUGCUGACGGUUUCAAGAUCAGCACGCUGCUGAAGCUCACGGAGACCAAGUCACAGCAGAACCGCGUGACCCUGCUGCACCAUGUGCUGGAGGAAGUGGAAAAGAGCCACCCGGACCUCCUGCAGCUGCCUGCGGACCUGGAGCAGCCAUCCCAAGCAGCAGGGAUCAACGUGGAGAUCAUCCUCACAGAGGCCAGCACCAACCUGAAAAAGCUGCUGGACACGGAGCGGAAGGUGUCUGCCUCAGUCCCUGAGGUGCAGGAGCAGUACCAGCAGCGUCUGCAGGCCAGCAUCAUGGCCUCUGAAGAGCUGAACAUAGUGUUUGAGGCCAUCGAGCAGAAGAAGCUGGAGCUGGCCGACUACCUGUGUGAAGACCCCCAGAAGCUGUCCCUGGAGGACACAUUCAGCACCAUGAGAACCUUCCGGGACCUCUUCACAAGUGCCCUGAAGGAGAACAAGGACAGGAAGGAGCAGGUGGAGAAGGCAGAGAGAAGGAAACGGCAGCUGGCAGAGGAGGAGGCACGAAGGCCUCGGGGCGAGGAUGGGAAGCCUGGGAGGAAGGCACCUGGGAGGCAGGAGGAGGUGUGUGUGAUUGAUGCCCUGCUGGCGGACAUCAGGAAGGGCUUCCAGCUGCGCAAGACAGCCCGUGGCCGAGGAGACUCUGAAGGGGUCAGCAAGGCAGCCACAGUGGACUCCCUCAGGGUCCGGGAGCCUGCAGCUGCCAGUGACCCUGCACAGGGCCCCGCGGGUGGCACAAGCUGCCUUGCCCCGGAUUUGGACCAUCAUACCACAGUGGCUAGUGCACCACAGGGCUGGGACCUUGUGGAUGCCGUGACCCCCAGCCCAGUGCCCCCUGGCAGGGAGAGCAGCCUACCGCCCCUGGAGCGGCGCUCCUCCUGGUAUGUGGAUGCCAGUGAUUUUCUGGACACCGAGGAUGCCCUGAAUGCCUGCCCCUCCAAGAAGGCCUGCCCAGUGGCCCUGGGAGACUCACAGGCCCUGAAGCCUCUGCAGUUCUCCAUUGAGGAGCCCCCAGGAUCAAAGAGUUUGGGGCCCCAGGACCAUGAGGACCCUGCAGCCUCUCAGGGUGUCCACCAGGCCAAGGCAGACAGCACAAGCCUGGGGCCAGAGGACAUAGGACCUAGUGGGGAAGAGGACAGGGAGGACAUGGCCCCGGAGUCUGCACUGGACACAUCCCUGGACAAGUCCUCCGAGGACGCAGUGACGGACUCCUCCGGAUCUGGCACCCUCCCCAGGGCCCAGGACCGGGCCUCGAAAGGCUCCAGCAGGCGGAGGAAGAAGCGCCCCUCUCGGAGCCAGGAGGGGCUCAGGGCCGCUCCCUCACGGGGCCACCGCCUGGUGAUGUGUCCCUCCCCUCCCCCAGAGGGCGCUGCCGGUUCCAGCAGCGUCUAGGAGAGAGGGUGACUGGGGCACAUGGGGGGACAGUGCUUUACCACAAGGACCGCAUCGUUGUACCCCAAACCCACUCUGCCCGCCUUCACAGCCCCUGCAGGGAGUGGGUGGCUCAUGCCAUGCUGCAUGGGGCUGGCACCAGGCCCGGCACACUGCAUGGGGCUCCCCACAGAGAACCGGGUAUGGUGCUGUUCUGCACCUGUUGCCCGAGGAUGGCAGCCCCUCUGUCACCUGGGAUAAGCUGCUGAGUACCUUUCUUUCAUUUGAAAGCAGAGGUUGCCCCUGAUUCUGAUGAUAAUAAAACAAAAAGGCUGUGUGUGAUCCAGUGAGGUAGGUACGCAGCUGCUCCAUGUGCACUAACGGUGGUGGGCGCUGGGCUGAGCCUGCUGCCCAGACCUCCCGGACCCUAACCUGGCUUUGCUCCAGCCCAUGGGGCACGGUGGCAGCUUCCUCCAUUCUGCCUCCUUGUGCCAGUGCUGCCUCUGCUUGGGCAGGACACAGCCUCAGUGCCCGCCUUGCCUGGGACGGG